Molecule: messenger RNA, 1662 nt
Organism: Penicillium oxalicum
Lineage: Eukaryota; Fungi; Ascomycota; Eurotiomycetes; Eurotiales; Aspergillaceae
Exons: 3
Coding region: 1-1662 (553 amino acids)
Source: RefSeq, a predicted model, not a curated record
AUGGAGGUUGCUCCAUUAACCCUAGCCCACACCCAUGCGCGGAGUGCGGUCUCAGAGACCCGUAAAUCGAACCCCGUCGCGGCGAGUGAAGAACACGAUCUGGCCGCGGGCGAGUUUGCCACUGCAGCGCAAGGCACUUCUGAUCCGGAGCAUGAGCAUCCUUCUGGACAUCCUGUGGGUUCAUCCUCGAAUGUCACAUCGAGCGCCUCAAGUCAUCCUUCUGUACCAGAAACUCGAAGUGCAAAGACCACAGGCCAAGAUGCCUUCACUCAUCGUCCCAGGUUACCUGGAAAUCCUCGCUUGCCUAGUCGAGAGUCAUCGUCGAUUGCCAGCAAUUUAGCAUCAGCACGAGGUAUACCGGCCCAAACUCAGCGGGGAUCGCCAGUCUCUCCAAGUUUGUCCACCCAGCAAGCUGGCGCAAAGAUGGCCGAUGGUCCGUCAAGAGACCGACCAGGCGACAUAAGACCAAGAGAUGCCCGUACGCAUCGGCAAUCAUGGACGCCUCCUUCAUCCAAUUCGGCUGACAUCGCAUCCCGAGAAGUUGUACCUUCGAGCAAGGCCGAGGCAACUGGAUCCACGAAUGACCAAGACACAACGGAAGAUUCUUUCCGGCGGUUUUACUCGACCUUCGAAGGGUUGAUUUCGAGAAUCUCAGCCCCUCUUGCAUUUGCCGGGCUUCCUUUGGGGACAGAAGAAACUCACAAUUCAGUCACGCCAAGCCGGAAAGCUCCUGCAGACACUAAACUCGACCGUCAUUCAGCCACUUCGGAUCGUACCAAUGGCUUGAAAGAGCCUGAUGUGAAUCAACUAUUCUCUCGAGCAGCUCUACGUUCCAUUCAUGACAUGUCGGGCAGUGGGGGUCUCGGCAAGCCUGCGGAAUCCUUUUACGUGGUGCCUACCACGGGAGGAACCAUGUCGUAUGCUGGGAUUUUAUCACGAGCCGAGAAAGACGCCGGAGGCAACAGCUUCGAGGAGACGGAAGACGACUUUGUCGACGCUAGAGAAACCCCAUCGUCCCCGGAGAUGCGACAGAGUACUGGAGCUGCCUCGCGGAUGCCACGCCGUGGAGGGUCCGAUAAACUCGCGCGCUUGCAGAACUCGAAAACCGUUGAGGAGCUGCAGAUGGAAAAUGCGGCUCUCAAGCAACUAUCCGAUACCCUCUCUAAACGUCUGCAUAUGUGGGAAGUCAAUGCACAGUCCUCAUCGAUGGCGCUGCAACAGUCUCUGAGGGCAAUGCAUCACCACAAUGCUGGGCCUUCAGACUACAACCCGCAGCUUCCACAUGCUUCCAGUUCGCCCGCGGCGACUCUGGUCUCCGCCCCAAGCAGGACAGAUAAAGACUCCCGGGUAAAAGAACUGGAAGAGAUUGUACGGCGCGGUGAACAGGAGCUGGACAGAGUUGAGCGAGAAAAUGAGAAAUUGAACAAAGUACUCGGGCGAUAUCGAGACCGUUGGGAAAAACUCAAGGAAGGUGCAAAGUCAAGACGUGCAGAAGGCCGGCCGGUGGAGGGACCAAGCAACCCGGGCACGCCCACUCUCGGUCAUCGAAAUCCUGAUCUUUCAAUCUCUUCGCGACCGGAUGGUUCGCUGCCAGACAAGACUGCUCCCAACCGGCGAACUUCUGGUGCACAUCUUGAACGCACAGGGCCAUCGGAGACUUGA